Molecule: messenger RNA, 318 nt
Organism: Pteropus alecto (black flying fox)
Lineage: Eukaryota; Metazoa; Chordata; Mammalia; Chiroptera; Pteropodidae
Product: C-C motif chemokine 3
Exons: 3
Coding region: 1-318 (105 amino acids)
Biological process (GO): cellular response to type II interferon; immune response; cellular response to interleukin-1
Cellular component (GO): extracellular region
Molecular function (GO): chemokine activity; CCR chemokine receptor binding
Source: RefSeq, a predicted model, not a curated record
AUGAAGGUCCUUGGUGCUACCGUCCUUGUCCUCCUCUGCACUAUGGCCCUCUGCUCCUAUGAUGAAAAUAAGACUAACGUGGCAUCCACCUGCUGCUUCACCUACACGUCCCGGCCGAUCCCCCGCGGACGUGUGGUUACCUAUUUUAAGACCAGUGGCCAGUGCUCCAAACAUGGUGUUAUCUUUCUCACCAAAAAGGGCCAGCAUAUCUGUGCCGAUCCCCACAAUGCCUGGGUUCAGGAAUACAUCAGCCACCUGGAGAAUCCCCAACUGGUCCGGUGGUCCAGCGUUCCAGAGGGUAGCAAGGAACAAAAGUAG